AUACCAUGGCAACCACAAACUCUACAAAGGCAGAAGACGAGACCACCGACUGUAUCGACGUUGCCGUCAUCGGCGGCGGUAUCGGGGGCGCCUACACGGGAUGGAGGCUGAGGGACAGAGGUCUCUCCAUCUCAGUGUUCGAGUUCUCGGACCGAGUCGGGGGGAGACUCUUCACUGCCGAGCUGCCUGUCGCCCCGGGGACGUAUCUUGAUUUCGGGGGGGAUGAGGUUUCUGGAGAAGCAUAGUAUUCUUUUAGAUGCAGCAAGUGCGAUGGGAUUAAAGGUCAUUCCAUUUGAUGUACAUGGCGAGAGGGGCCAUACUCACUGGUAUCUGCGUGAGACACACUUGGGUCAAGCAGAUCUGGGAGGAUGCAAAACACCUUACAAUCUAAACCCAGAUGAAAGAAAAUCUCCAGAAGCCCUCAUACGGGACAUCUUCACCAACAACACCAACGUAUCCAGCAUCAAGUAUCCGGACGAGAUGUACACGUUGACGACUAAUGACGACGUUCCAGUGUACAAGAUGAGUCAGUCCGACUUUUAUAGCCGUUACGCUACCAUGGAGGCAUUCCGUUAUUUACAAGGAACUAUGUACUGGUGCAUUGACGAACAACGGACGCCGCUGUUCGGACUGAAAUUCGCAAACGAGCCCCCGUCAUCUGUUAAAACAAUACAGGGUGGAAUGGGGAAACUACCCACAACGCUCAUGGAUAGAUUCUUACAAACAAGCAAAAGCCACAGUCUCCGCCUGAACCACCAGCUGGUGAGGAUGGAGAGGAGGCAGGCUGGAGGCUACAACCUCAGAUUCAGGAAGACCCAGACAAACGAUGGUGUCACAACACCUGUUACGACGGACGGCAAUGAGGUGACGAUCUGCGCCAGGAGAGUCAUUCUGGCAAUUCCAAAGAAUUGCUUAGCGAAAGUGGAUUUUCCCACGUUCAGAAACAGUCCUGUUAUUAUGGAUUGUAUCAACUCUGUGUUUGACUACCCAGCUGGAAAAAUAUUCCUGGCGUACCCCUACAAGUGGUGGAAGGCCGUUUAUCCCGACUCUGGCACAGCCAACAGUGAUCUUCCACCCAGAUACACACUAGACUGGUUUACUGGAGACAACGGUGUGGCGGUCAUACUUGCCUCUUACCACAUCGGAGAAACCACUCGAUACUGGCGAGAACUGAGUCAGUUCGGGAAACCCAUUCCGGGGAGUCUUCCUGGCGCUAACGCUGUUACAGACGUCGUCAAGGACAGAGUUGAGAAGUAUCUGAGCCUCAUCUACGAUGUCAGCCAGUCUGAUAUUCCAGAGGCUCUUGGUGGCGGUAUGAUGCUGUGGGAUAGCUAUCCCUACGAGGCUGCCUUCCACUGCAUCAAGCCCGGCUUCAGAGAUGAUGAGGUUGCUGAAAUGAUGAUGAAGCCAUCGCCUUCAGAUGACGUGUAUGUGGUCAGCAACUCAUGGGUAGAGGGGGAUCUAGGUUACUGGGCAGAAGGAACUUUACACACUGUUGACAGGGUGCUGGCUAAAUAUUUCAACGUAUAGCACUAUCUUCACAUUCAGUUCCUUUUCCCAAGGAUGGUCAAUUGUUAGGUAUUUUGUUAAUUUGAUAUUUUCGGUAACCCUUGUUUGCCAGAGAAGCGUCUUCUUUCCUGGUGAUGCAUUUCGUCCAUAUUCCCCCUGUGUGAAUUGUGUGCUAUCGCAAUAGUAGCUCAUAUUGUGCGAUGAUGUUCAAAUGUUGACAUUCAAGAAGUAAUGUUUUCGUUUCUGAUUCAUCAACAACUGGUUAGUAUAUGUAACUGCUAAGUGUAACGCAGCGAUACUGUCAGCCUUUAAGUAACAAAUUAACAUUUAUAGAGUUUGAAAUUCUUACGUUUUUUUCCAUGUAUGGUGGAUUGCUGAGAGGGGGCUCUAUUGUAGAAUGUGUUCACUGAAAAUUGAAAAGUUGAGGCCAGAUGGAGAUGAAGUUAAUCCUUGUCAUGAUUUUUCGACUCUAUGUUGUGUUUAUGAUUAGCGCCCUCAG
Molecule: messenger RNA, 2008 nt
Organism: Haliotis rubra (blacklip abalone)
Lineage: Eukaryota; Metazoa; Mollusca; Gastropoda; Lepetellida; Haliotidae
Product: achacin-like
Exons: 6
Coding region: 223-1530 (435 amino acids)
Molecular function (GO): oxidoreductase activity
Source: RefSeq, a predicted model, not a curated record